Fraxinus pennsylvanica is the source of this 348-nucleotide messenger RNA. Lineage: Eukaryota; Viridiplantae; Streptophyta; Magnoliopsida; Lamiales; Oleaceae. The record is from the annotation of a GenBank genome assembly.
AUGAAAGAAUCUGGUUUAAGAGAUUACAAAUUUCCAGCCAACUAUUUGCCCACAACAGCAGCAAAAUAUAUCUGCUAUGGUUCUUUUGUUGUUGCAAAUAUGGACAAGGUCCAAAGGUUUUUAGUUUUAGGAGGGUUUCUUGCGAUUUCUUUUUCAUUGUUCUUGCAUCUUGGUUCUGCUGCAAAUACCGCAGACCGAUGGAUGCCACAGAACACCGAUCAAGAACUGAUGCCAUCUUCUCCUGUCAAACUCAAUAAAUGGAAAGAUCAUGUGAUGUUGGACAAUGGCAUUGUUAAACUCACAUUAUUAUCUCCAAGUGGUUUGAUCGCGGAAAUACAAUACAAAUGA